UUCUCGCUCGCCUCACUUGUUCACCCUGCAGAUCCGCAUCCUCUUCUCAGGGACCAGAGCAAGCCCCGGGCCCGUGCUCGCCUCUCAGCAUCCGUCAGACCGCUUGCAGAGAGCUGCUGUGGAUCUGCACCUUUUUUGGCACCGUAUAGGUCCGCGCUGCAAUUACGCGCGACUUUGGUGGAGAAACAGAAAAACAGAAUAGUGGCACAGGUCUCGUUUUGUGAGCUUGAGCAUAUACUUUUGAUUUGGUGUCUUCCUCUGUUGAUUUUGAACGAUUUGAAUUGUCCGUUUUUGAUCUGAAUAGAGGAAGCACACACAGUCGACUCUUUAUAGCCUGCACCGCUGCGCUUUUACGCGUGCAGACUGUAAGGAGCGCACCGCGGUUAGAGCCAGGGCUGCUUGGGGACGCGGAUAAACGCAGCCAGGGGGACUAAAAACAGACACAGAAACCCUAAAACAACAAGUGAGUGAUAAAUAACGAGGAAAAGGAAAAAUAGAGGGAGGGAGUUAGGAGGAGAGACAGUAGAGAGAGAGAGAGCAGGGGAGAGAGAAAGAGAGACACCCCCCGGGACUAGUCAGGAGAGCCGGCCCCCGGUCUGAGAGAAGGAGAGAGAGUGAGGAGUGAGGGAGUGUUUUAAAGCCGCCAGGAGGAAUGAUGUCCUACAUUAAGCAACCCCAUUACGCCGUGAACGGGUUAACGUUGUCCGGCCCGGGCAUGGAUCUACUCCACUCCGCCGUCGGAUAUCCCAGCACCCCACGUAAACAGCGCCGGGAACGCACCACCUUCACCCGCGCGCAGCUGGACAUCCUGGAGGCGCUGUUUGCCAAAACCCGCUACCCAGACAUCUUCAUGAGGGAGGAAGUGGCCCUCAAAAUCAACCUGCCAGAGUCGAGAGUGCAGGUUUGGUUCAAGAACCGUCGUGCCAAGUGCCGCCAGCAGCAGCAGCAGAGCACAGGCCAGUCCAAACCACGGCCUCCUAAAAAGAAGGCAUCCCCUACCCGCGAUACCAACGCGGAGGCCAGUGCCAACCCCAGCAACGGACCCUACAGCCCCCCGCCCCCUCCCCCGGGCACCGCCAUCACCCCCAGCUCCAGCUCUGCCACCGCCACCGUGUCCAUCUGGAGCCCGGCCUCCAUCUCUCCGCUGCCCGACCCCCUGUCGGCCUCCACCACCCCCUGCAUGCAGCGCACCAGCGCCUACCCCAUGACCUACACCCAGGCCCCGGCCUACAGCCAGAGCUACGCCGGCUCCUCCUCCUACUUCACUGGGCUGGACUGCAGCUCUUACCUGUCUCCAAUGCACCCGCAGCUGUCCGGCACCGGGGGAGCCCUGAGCCCCAUCACGGCCUCCUCAAUGGGGGGGCCCCUCAGCCAGUCUCCUGCCUCGCUGUCCUCCCAGGGCUACACAGCUGCCUCACUGGGCUUUGGAGCCGUCGACUGUCUAGAUUACAAAGACCAAGCUGCCUGGAAGCUGAAUUUCAACGCGGCUGACUGUCUGGACUACAAAGACCAGAACUCCUGGAAGUUCCAGGUCUUGUAGACAACAGGAAAAUGGGAUUCGGGGAGGGAGGGAGUUUGGGGGAAGAAGUGUGAAAUCAAAGAAAAUCAAAGUAGGGGGAAUAACCUUAGAUCACCUUUGGUAUUGUAAAGGAAAGAUGAGCACUUCAGACACAAUAUAUGAAUCAUAUCAGAUGAAGAACGAAUCAGCUGAAAUAAAUUCUUUAUAAUUUUUUCUCCAGAUAAACACAUGCAGGACUUAAAUGAUCCAUUAAUUCUUCUCUUGGUGAUUAUGACAGUAGCGUUUCAGUAAAACACCAGUCUUUAAAUCUGAGAAUGGCCACGUGUAAGGAUAACAAGCAUGAUUUUACAUGUAAAAUAAAACAUGAGUGGUUACAAAGAACAAAAGCUUUAUUUCUCCUUCACUGUGGACCAGACGAUCAAAAAUAAUUUGAUUUAAAUAGUGUCAAAAUAAUCUAUGGUGGACAUGCAAAACAAAGGCAAUUUGACUUGUUGUUGAUAGACGUUUUGCAGAUUUAUUUUGAAAUCUGAACCUGCAUAUUAGCCUUUGCUGGACAAAUUCUGAGGCAGAAGACAACCGCUAUUGCACCGUCAGCAACCUGGAGUCUGUCUGCAUCCAUAACGCAGGCAGCGCGGGGACUGAUGGGUCGCAGCACAAGCACAUCUUAUCUCAUCCAUCUAGACUCUGUCUUAUAUAUAUAUCUCAAAGCUUUGGGACAAACCCCUUGGUCAACUCUGAUGUCAAAAGGAAGUGUCUUAAGAGGGAGAUUGCUAGUUCAUUUCCACAUGAGAGAAGCACAGCAGGCACAAGUUGAUGGUUCCCAGUAGCCUUGUAUGAUACUAACCUUCUGCAGCCUGUGUGAUAGAAGAUGAAGGGGAAGAAUCAAAACCAGCUCAAAACCAGUGACUGCAGAACAAACCUGUUGCCUUUGAGCAUGGUUCAAAUAAUCAGCACAAUGGCUCGUACAUUGUUUGUUUAAUAGGAUCACUUCCGCACAAUAUGGGCAACAAUGGUCACAUUGUGGCCAUCGGCAGCCAAGUAACAUUCCUCCUCUCAACCUUCGUCUCGCAAUAGCUGCGUGAGCUAAGCUGAUUGUUGAAGCAGUUCUUGAAUGUGCUGCUCCAGUAAAGUAUUUGAUUGGGGAGAAGACUGCACCGGAGAAAGGGAAGGGACUGGGCCGCCAUGCAGCCCCACCCCUUUGCACAGAGUGUCAGGUGUGUGUCUGAUCUCCAACCUGUAAAGAUGUGACACCACUUUUUGUGUUUGAUGUUUUCUUAGAUUUUUUUUCUUUCUUUAUUAGACUUAAACAAUAUUAUGUUUCUUUUAAAAAAAUUGUGAAUUUGUUUAAGUAAAAAUUGUGGUAAUUUGUUUGAAGUCAAUAUUAUCAGUAUUAUUACUAUCAGUAUUAAUAUUAUGUCUUCAGCUGACAUGGACGUUGCUAAUAUACAUUUUUGUUGUUGUUUUGUAAAUAUUAAACUUGAAAAUGCAAUCAUGUCUGGUAUCAGCAGCGUGUUGUUACACAGGCACCCAUCCAACAGACUCUUUCUUCUUCUUUCUUUAAAUCAAAAAAAAAAAAAGACGACAAAAAACUGCCAACUUUUUACUGUUUUUGUUUUUCUGGUUUCUGCUUCUUCUUCUUCUUCUUUUCAAACUCAGGGGUUUAUCCAAACAAAGAAGCAGUAAUAGGACAUAACAGUGUUAAUGCUUCUUAAGCAUUUAAUGUAUUUUUAUCUUUUGCAUUAUAAUCUCUGCUUAUUUUUCUCAUAUGGGUUAUUUUGUAUAUUUCUUUUUUUCUCUUGUGUUUGACCAAUCUCACCAUUACUAUGCUAGAUAGCUAUGAUGUUUCUGAGACAUUAAAUAACUUCAUUAAAACUCUGGGGUCGCU
Messenger RNA from Cololabis saira (Pacific saury), 3404 nucleotides. RefSeq names its product orthodenticle homolog 5 (gene otx5). The record is from RefSeq and is a predicted model, not a curated record. Gene Ontology annotation, molecular function: RNA polymerase II cis-regulatory region sequence-specific DNA binding; DNA-binding transcription factor activity, RNA polymerase II-specific. The transcript has 3 exons. Gene Ontology annotation, cellular component: nucleus. The coding region runs from base 653 to 1540 and encodes 295 amino acids. NCBI's taxonomy places the organism in Eukaryota, Metazoa, Chordata, Actinopteri, Beloniformes, Belonidae. Gene Ontology annotation, biological process: regulation of transcription by RNA polymerase II; multicellular organism development.